Molecule: messenger RNA, 1701 nt
Organism: Sitophilus oryzae (rice weevil)
Lineage: Eukaryota; Metazoa; Arthropoda; Insecta; Coleoptera; Curculionidae
Product: facilitated trehalose transporter Tret1-like
Exons: 1
Coding region: 47-1330 (427 amino acids)
Biological process (GO): transmembrane transport
Cellular component (GO): membrane
Molecular function (GO): transmembrane transporter activity
Source: RefSeq, a predicted model, not a curated record
UAAGAUUUUUUUUUAUUCAGGAACCCUGGCUGCAGUAUCUGAUGGCAUGACAUACGGAUGGACAUCCCCCAUGAUUCCCUACUUUACCGAGGGCGAGGGUCACAUCCAAAUGACCCAGCAAGAAGCCCAAUUUAUGGAGACGAUCAACUUGCUAGGAAGCGCCUCGGGUUUGCCUUUCGUCCUAUUUUCCGUAAAUAAAAUCGGACGAAAAAAAUCCAUGCUGAUAGCCUCGUUUCUCGGAUCCCUUUGUUGGCUGACUCUUAUUUUCGCGCCGAACAAAGAAGUUAUAUAUGCCGCUCGAUUUUUCGCAGGAAUGGCCGGAGACAUGUGCUUUGUUGCGGCACCGAUGUACGUUGCCGAGAUAGCCCACCAUCGAAUCAGAGGCUUUCUAUCUGCUUUAAUAUAUCUGAUGAUGCUGCUCGGAGUUAUCAUUGUAUAUACUACAGGAGCAUAUGCGCCAUAUUAUGUUCCACCCCUAAUAGGAAUCGUUUUAACGGUAUGUCAAUGUAUUUUCUUCCCAUUUAUGCCAGAAUCUCCUUAUUAUUUCGUCUAUGUCAACAGAAUAAAUAACGCUAGAAAAGCAUUACAAAAGUUACGACGGUCUUCAGAUGUAGAAACUGAACUAAACGAGAUAAAGAAAUCAGUUGAAAGACAGCAACACGAGAAAGGAAGAAUUCAAGAUCUGUUCUUAAACAAAAACAACCGAAUUGCGUUGAUAAUAAUGACAGUGUUGAAUCUUGGUCAACAUUAUUCAGGAAUAACUAUAAUGGUUAUGAAUCUACACACCAUUUUGGAAGAAGCAGGAUCAACGUACAUUAACUCUUCAGUUGCUGCUAUUAUUUCUUCCGUCAUUAUGUUGGUCGGAGGAUCAACAGCAUCUGUGAUAAUAGAUAAAUUUGGACGAAAAUUUCUUUUAAUAACGUCAAGUAUAAGUACCGGAAUAGUGUUAACGUCAAUUACAGUUUUCUAUCAAUUAAAGUACAGUGGUUAUGAUGUAAGUAGGAUUAGUUGGAUCCCAGCGGUUGCUUGUAUGCUAUUUGCUGCAACUUUUAAACUAGGCCUAGGUUUAGUUCCGAUAGUAUUAACCGCAGAAAUAUUUCCUACUAAUAUUAAAGCGAUUGGUAUGACUGUUGCUGAAAUUUGGUAUAUUGUAGGAGCUGUAACAUCAGUAAAUGUGUAUUCUUGGUUAUUUGAAAGUUACGGUCUACAUGUUCCUUUCUACAUUCUGACUUGUUGCAGCUUUUCUAUGUGUCUGUUUACCAUUUUCUUUGUACCUGAAACAAAAGGAAAAACACUAGAUGAAAUCCAAAUUAUGUUAAGUGGUAAAUAAUAUAUAUUUACAGCGCUUUCACAUGCGACGGACCGUCCGCGACGGAGCGUCCGUGAACUCGAGUAAGUACCAUGAGUUUAUAUGAACAAUUUCACAUGAGCGCGUAUGCUCCGUCCGACGGAGUUUGUUCAACGGCUAUUUUGAAAAAACACGACCGACGGUCCGUCGCAUGUGAAAACGCUGUUACUGUAUUUAUUAUUUGUUUUUUAUCAUAUUCGAGAUUAAAAUAUCUAGAUCUAAUUGCUCAUCUGUUAUCUGAGUUCACGUUAGUCACAUACUUGACAAAUGCAAUUUAAAUAUAUUAUUUAUUAAGACCUAUUAAUAUGAUUGUUUCUUUUUUAGUUUUUUUGAAUAAAGUCAAUCCAAGAAGA